AUGCUUCGUGUGGUAUCGACCACGCCGGCUCCCUGCGUGCGCCAUCGCAGCGAUGCUGAUAUCCAGGUUUUCCUUCGUCUAUGUGCGCCUUUCCCAUCUAGUGUCGUCGUACGGCUGCCUUGCCAUGUAAAUGGCGCUACAUUGCGCUCGUCGGUGGCGUCGUUGCUAGGCGGCUCGCCCCACCUGCGUAUCACGUCUCGUGGCGGUCGAUCUAUGCACCCGUGUGAGACACUCUCUGACAUAGCAGGCGCCCACAACUGGGUAGAGUUGGAUGUGCGUGUAUGCCAGCCAGGCGGCAAAGGCGGUUUUGGGAAUAUGCUGCGUGCGCAGGGUGGGCGUAUGAGCCAGCGUGGCAAGAACGAGAGCCAAGACUCUUGUCGUGACCUGCAAGGCCGAAGGCUCGGGUCCAUCAAGGAAGCACAGCUGCUCGCAGAGUACAUUGCCAAGGAACCCGAGCGCAAAGCGGCUUUGGAUGAGGCGCAAAAGCGCAAGUAUGCCAAGCUGGAACGCAUGCUGGGCCGUGAGCCAAAGACCAUGGCCGAUUUCGAAGAGGCUGCCGAGAAACUGGACGACGCAGGCGAGGAACUGAGUGAGGCGCCAGAGCUCAGUGCCGGGCCUUCGUCGUCGCAACAGGCUCCCAAGCGCAAGGAUCGCUUGGACGAUCAUGAAUACGUGGAACAGAGUCGUGAGAUUGUGGAAAAUGUACGAAGUGCUGUGGCCUCGGCUAUGAAGAAGCGCAAGGGGAAGAAACGCGCUCUUUCUUCCACGGCAGAUGCAUCAAACUCCUCUUCUGCCCAGCCCACAGUGUCUACGAGCUCUUCGUCGUAG
This is a messenger RNA of Malassezia pachydermatis, 828 nucleotides long. RefSeq lists its product as hypothetical. Bases 1 to 828 code for a protein of 275 amino acids. The transcript has a single exon. Lineage: Eukaryota; Fungi; Basidiomycota; Malasseziomycetes; Malasseziales; Malasseziaceae. The record is from RefSeq and is a predicted model, not a curated record. Gene Ontology annotation, cellular component: nucleus.